Molecule: messenger RNA, 2375 nt
Organism: Pollicipes pollicipes
Lineage: Eukaryota; Metazoa; Arthropoda; Thecostraca; Pollicipedomorpha; Pollicipedidae
Product: Golgi resident protein GCP60
Exons: 11
Coding region: 32-1405 (457 amino acids)
Cellular component (GO): Golgi membrane
Molecular function (GO): fatty-acyl-CoA binding
Source: RefSeq, a predicted model, not a curated record
UCCCGAGAGAGUGCAGCUUGUCAAAGCAAAAAUGCUGUUGUCACUGAAAAAUGGGGCUUCAAACUGCCACAACUUUAUCAGCUGGCAAUCAAAUUCUACAAAGGAGGGUAAGGCAGUUCAGCUGAGCUACGCGGUGCGUGUGCAAUUUGCGGCGCUGAGUCAGCUGGUGGCGCACGGCCCCUACCUGGCGCAGCGCCUGCCGCCGCUGGGCGUGCUGGACGUCAUCGGACGCGACCGCAGGCGGGCGUGGGAGGAGCUGACCGACAUGGACGCGUCAACGGCCAUGAACCGCUACGUGGAGCUGUUGGACGGCGUUUGCCCCAUCUUCCGUUCGUUCGCCGAAGCGCACCGGCGCGACCUAGAGGCGCAGCGGCACAAGCGCGAGGCCGAGCGGGAGGCGGAGGAGCUGCGUCAGGGUCGGCUUCUGCUGGAGGAGAUGGCGCGCAGACAGCGAGAACAGGAGCUUAGCAGGCAGGCCGACACCAGGCGGCACAUCCAGGACGCGCUCAAUCGGCAAACGUACUCGCAGUUCCGCUCCUACGCCGACCAGCAAUACCCCGGCAACCCGGAGCAGCAAGCGGUGCUGAUCCGGCAGCUGCAGGAGCAGCACUACCAGCAGUACAUGCAGCAGCUGUAUCAACAGCAGCUGCAGCGGCAGCAGCAGCAACAGCAACAACCACAGCAACAGCAACAGCAACAGCAGCAGCAGCAGCAACAGCAGCAACAGCAACAGCAGUUCAGCCCGACCAUCAGUCCGCCCAACUGUUCAGCCGACGUCAGCCAGGCAGGCGGGACGUCCGGCGGGCAGGCGCAAGGUGGGGCGGAGGUCUGCUGUCCCGGAGCGCCGCCCGAGCAGGCAGAGACCGGUCCUCACGGCCGCCAGCAGGCCGCCUUAUCAUCCGUACCCGUCGCGUCGGCGUAUGAGGAGCCGCCGCGGCUCGAGCUGCCUCGCAUGUGGACGCGCCGCGACCUGGAGCAGUUCAAGGCGGCCACCCGGACGGAGGGUGGCCAGGCGGCCACCACUGUCGGCCAGGGCCAGACGGUCACGGUGCGAGUACCAACCCGCGACGACGGCACCUGCCUCUUCUGGGAGUUCGCCACGGACAGUCACGACCUGGGCUUCGGGCUGUUCUUCGAGUGGGGCGCCUCAAAGGAGCGUCAGGUGACGGUCCACGUCAGCGAGGAGGAAGGCCCCAUGGAGGACGCGGCGGCACAGCAGCCGGAGCUGGUGUCGCGGCGGGCUCUCUCCUGCGUGGUGCCCGUGUACCGGCGCGACUGCCACCAGGCCGUGUACGCCGGCUCGCAUCGCUACCCGGCCCAGGGCGUAUACCUGCUCAAGUUCGACAACUCGUACAGUAUGUGGCGCUCCAAGACGCUCUACUUUCGAGUCUACUACACCCGGUAAUGGCUCGUGGAGACAACUCCAAGGCAAUGGGCGCUCUGUCUUCUCCCACUCGACGAGCGCUCGUCGAAACUGCGCCCAGAACUCGGCGGCGCUGCCUUUGACCCCUCAAGGAGCGGUUGCAGACGUGCUGCGGAGGGCAUCAGUACGGCUGCCGGGGCCGCCAGAUGUGAUGGGCGUCUGGCAGUCACGGCCGGGGCCUCACAUCGGUCUGCUGGUGCGCUGCGCACGUGCGAUAUCCCGUCUCAGGCCGCGCUUAAGGAGCGGCUCCCGCCAUUGCUUGCUGUUGCGAUUUGUUCCGCGUGUAACACAUGUGAUUCCAGACGCACUGCAAUUUCUGCGUCGUCCAGCGCGCCAACACCGACACUGAUACUUGGCGUUGAUAACAAAGUCACACACUGCACGUGCCAUGUGACCUGGUGAAUGUUAUGUGGGGCUCGUUCGGCCCCCAUCGGCUCUGACUGGCAGGUGAUGCCCCCUCCCGUCACAUGGAUGGCGUGUACUCCCGGCGCGGGGAGGCGGUGCCUCAGAACUCUGCGCCCAGUGCGGUGAUACGGUCGUAGCGCGGGCCGGCGUGCGGUGUCCAGCGUCCGCAGCGGGAGAGGAGACCCCGCGGCACGCGCGGCCGGUGGAAGCUGCUCGGGCUCUCGCAGGCCUACGUCCGCGACAUCGGGCCGAGGCGGGUUAAUUGCUACGCGGGUGGAACAUGGCGUGACCGAAGCGUGCUUUGUCGGGGGCUCUGUGUUGUGUGCAGGGCUGGUGUUGGAAGUGUGUUGGAAACUGCAACCACUCAUUGUUGCUGCGCGGUGAUAUUUUCGAAUGUUUUGGGGAUUGUCACUAUUGCCAUUUGUGUUGUUAUUGCUAAACCUCAUUGGCGUAAGGGUAUAAUUGGUUGACACAUGACUCAUCGGGGGCAACAGAGAGAUUAUUCGUGUACAACAAUCGGAGCUCAAUAAAAUGGUGGGGAGUGAUG